UGUGCUCGGUAUGGUGAAUAUUUCUGGAGUGCUGCCCAUUUUGGGCUUAGUGAUUGCGGUAAUUGUCGAGGUACAGGCAGAAGGAUAUUAUACUAUAACGUCACCGGGCAUCAUAAGACCCAACUCUAAAUACAGUAUAUAUGUGAGUGUUUAUGAGGUACAGGAUAAUGCGAGAAUCGCUCUCACUCUGAAGGGGUCACAAUUUAGCAAAAAUACCGAAAUCKUGGUGCCGCCUAAUUCUGGACAAAGUGUAACCUUUGAACUCGGUGAUAUUAAAAAUGGCACAUAUGUAUUGAAGGCGCAAGGACUGUCGGGAAUUAUUUUUGAAAAUUCCACGAACCUGRAACACGUAGAAAAUCUACCAAUGGUAUAUUUGCAAACUGAUAAGGCACUCUACAAAUUCGGAGAUACYAUACAAUUUCGUGCAGUAUUCCUAGAUCAGUACUUGCUACCAGCAAAGGUCAAYCAACAAAUAUCUAUUGUUUUAAAGGUACGUAAAUGGUGUAAUCGAGUACACAUACAUAUAAUAUAA
Messenger RNA from Bactrocera latifrons, 532 nucleotides. RefSeq lists its product as uncharacterized. The record is from RefSeq and is a predicted model, not a curated record. The transcript has a single exon. The coding region runs from base 11 to 532 and encodes 173 amino acids. Lineage: Eukaryota; Metazoa; Arthropoda; Insecta; Diptera; Tephritidae.